AUGACUUAUACCAAAAAUUCCACCAUCACUACAGAUUCUAAAUCCCCUACUGCGGCUGGUAGUACUCAAGAGUCCUCAGUCAGCGAGUCACUUGCCGUGAACGUGGCGAACUACUCCACUGAAUCUGCAAGCUUUGUCCAGACCAAUCCUACGGCGGAAAGUUCCGAUAGCUUUAUUUGUGCUUCCAGCCCCGGUUCCAAGACGCUCACCGGGUCUUGUUCUGAAGAAGGGAUCUGGAACUGCAUAGGAGGCACUUAUUGGCAGCGCUGUGCUAACGGCGUCUGGACUCCUGAACAGCCGAUGCCUGACGGCACUGAGUGUACUGACGGCCCGAGCCAAGAUUUUACCAUCAAGGCUGCAGCUUUGGACUCCCAGAAGAAAGAGAGCUCCAAAACUCACAGAUGCGAUGCCCGCAGGCACUCUGAGGAGCCUCGCAUCUGA
Penicillium waksmanii is the source of this 441-nucleotide messenger RNA. RefSeq lists its product as uncharacterized. The record is from RefSeq and is a predicted model, not a curated record. The coding region runs from base 1 to 441 and encodes 146 amino acids. Lineage: Eukaryota; Fungi; Ascomycota; Eurotiomycetes; Eurotiales; Aspergillaceae. The transcript is spliced from 2 exons.